CUCAACUGGACCAAGGCGUAAAGUCAAUCGAUAAAGAUAUUCGCAAAGUGAAUCGUGCCGAAUUUUUGCAUCUCAUCUGCAAUGCAAACACACGCGCAUAAAAGCGAGGCAGUGGUGUACUUGAUGCACCGGAGGCGCGUGCUACCUUGUGCCUUCGUGAAGGACAGGUUGGAGCCGUCAAGGGCGACAAAGAACUCCCUGCAUGCAUCACAUCAUCCAUGGGCAGCACAAAGUAUUCCUUUCGAUAUGGUCUCCAACUGAGAGCGUGAUCUGACCUGUCGAGAGUGUUCUUGCCGCCAAUCCAGCCGCUUCCUGAUGAUUUGAGCAGUAUCUCACGACAUUCCCUGAAGAAGUGUGAAUGUACACGAAGGCAGUAGCAACCUCAUCGCCACCCGAGGCUGCUUACGGGUCGGUGUCGGUGAAUACUGCAUGCAUGUUCUGCACCACGUGGCUCUCAUGGGGCAGCAGAGACGAAGAGCACUUCUCUUUCCCACUUGCAGUCGCACGGUUCGACCUGACCCGACUCACAGCACACAAGCUGUGCUGCGUUCGAAUCCUCCCGAUUCCCAUGCGCCUCACUUUCUCACUGCAUGAUUCGCAGCAUUGAAGUACACAAAACGAUACGAAUCUUCUUGGCUGCACAAACAAACACUCGAGCGCACAAAAUGUCGCUCGCUUACGUCCCUCCCUCCCAUCCUCCCGUCUCCGCACGACAACAAUUUGCGGGUACCUACCUCAUGAUGCGAGUGAAUUGCUCGUGUACGGAUGGGAGGAGAUCUUUGAGCCCCCCCGGUGAAUAGACGGCCGCCUCGUGCAGCGCUGGCACUUCACCAGGGUCGAACGCCAGCCGGGCUCUCCGAUCGACACUGUCCCCCUCAAGCCCGCCGUGGAGCACCAUCACAAGCAUGAUGCCCUGGUACUGAGUGCAGACAACACAAUGACCCAAAGUGACGGAGCGGAUCUCCGCGUGCAUCGUGCAUGCCGACCAGAAAGGCUAGUAGCUGCCCGGUUGAUCCAUUGUGAAGAGCAAUGGGUGGCACAAACAUCGAGGACGCCCCAGAGCCGGUAGGCACGCUGAUGAGAAAAGCAAGCACACAUCAACAGGCAAGCCACAAGCCAUCGGCGCUUGCUCACUUCGACGGCCCGAAUAUGAAUCCAUCCUCAUUCCCUUCGAGCAGCUGUACGCGGCCGAAGCUCGAUGACCCUCCACCAGGCUGCAGGGACACACAUAAACACACACAUACGUGCGUACACAGAUUUGCACAACGUGUCGACAUCCUUACCUGCGAUGCUGCCGUCGGCAUCCGCCCGAAAGGCCGUCGAUUGAGCUUGUGAUUUGAUACGUUGCCGUUAGCGUAGGACACGAGAUAGGAAUACAGCAAGCGCAUGUCGGCGGGUGGGAGACUGAACGGAUGGCACACAAGAGCAACACUGCUUGCCGCCCUUCAUGGCUGUGAAUCAAUCAAUCAAUCAAUCAGUACUCCUCCCGUACCCGCUGUAGACGAGGUAUGCAUCAUAAAGCAGGGCUGCGUAGCGAAUCACGGGAAAGUUCCGCUGCAAAACGCUCAGAAACGACUGUGAGGAAGAAACCAGAGACAAGCAAACGAUCUCUCCGGGCACAAAAAAGUCCUAGUGAGUGACGUUGUGCAGCCACCUGUAUGGCCAAGUAGGUUCCCCUCUCAACUGGACCGAAGUGAUAGCCAUCCAUCUCUGAAGCCGGUGAGUGGCGGCAACACAUCACCUGACAAGGUACUUACUGCUCACUCACCGUGCAGUAUCGUCAGGUCGCUGCAGUCGAUAGUGGCAAUGUAUGCGGGAAUGAAGUCCUCAAAAAGGUCACACAGCCUGCUCUUCCGGUCACAGAAUGACCGUAUGCGGCCAUGGAGAAGUGUGAAGACCUCGUGGCAGUUGCGAAGUAGCUGAGCAGGGCGAGAGGCAAGGAAACAACCCCCACAUAGAUACAAGACCGAUGUGCCUUCCUUUCCUGUCCACCCACCGCGAGAAGCACGGUGUCAGAUACGUCAUCGUCGUCCCAGUCUGUGGCGUCCGCACCGUCGAGUCCGCUGGUUGUUGAGUGAAGGAGCGCCUGCCAUAAUGGACAAGCCGGACAUGGGCUGGCUUCCUUGCCGGUGUGCGAAUGAAUAGCUAACCUCACCAUUGCCAUCCAGAUGCUGGGUUCACACUCCCUGGCAACGAUAAGAUGCUGCUGGGUGCGCACUGCCCUGAACGCGGGAGAGCCCUCACUUUCCCUGAACAUCCUGCAAGCAAGCAAACAAAAUGAGAUCAUGUUGCUUCACGAGAAUCAUGCAGGAAGGAUGGUGAGGAUCCUCUGUGUGACCUGACCUUGUGAAGGAGAUAAGUCCUUCCACGAGUCCCACUUGCUGCCUCUUUUCCUCCGGGCUGGCGCCUGACGGGUGGUAGUAGAUGAUCUUGGCAUCCUGCACAUCCUCCUCUGUCGGCUUCUUUCGAUGCGCCUUCCGGCUGGGAUCAAACACCAACACCGAGGCAACGCUCAUUCUUCUCUGUGUGCUGCCGCACGCUCUGCA
Molecule: messenger RNA, 2546 nt
Organism: Vitrella brassicaformis
Lineage: Eukaryota; Vitrellaceae
Source: the annotation of a GenBank genome assembly